UCUAUCGGAACAUUUACGAUAGAAGUUAUCCGUCCAGGUGAAAUCAACGUGACAAGGCUGGUGCCUUCACAGGCGGCCAAGGUGGCGUGGGUGUGCAGUUCUGGUGAACAGGGAUGAACUUGGCCCACUCAACUAUGUAGAGUCAUUUUGCGGUCAUGCUUGGACAUAAAACUUACAACCAUGCUCAUCAAGCUGCGACAGAGGGAGGUUACCCUGUGCGCAGGAGGCCUGUUUUUGGCAGCGUUGAUUUUCGUGCCUUUUUUGUCUGUGUGGAAACGGCCAGAUAAAAAUCAUGGAGAAUAUCAGAGAUCAUUCCAGGGUUACUCUGUGUGGCCAGAUUAUAGAAAUAAUCCAAGCAGGUCGCAUCACUGGUUUAAAAAGACCUGUUUCUACACUGAAUAUCAACAGAUGGAGAUAGGCAUAUUGGCUGAUGUUCUGAAACAGUGGGAAAAUGCACAAGACAGCCAAUGCAGAGAACUUUUUAGGAAGUUCAAUUUUGUGUUUUCUGUAAGAGAAACACCUACCAAUGUCAUCAUUCCUGCGAGCUUUGAAGACAAGAUUAACAAAUGGCUUGGGAACAAAAAAGAUGCAUUUAAAGAGGUGACACAUCAAGUCAUCACAUCAGUUUUUAAUGAACUGACAUCAGAACACACCAUCUACAACCCACUGCGAGCCAAAAGACCCAUGACCAAGACUUCCCAUCAGGAUAGACAAUAUGUAGAAGACAUAACCAAGGAAUCUGCCCAGAAUUGUGACUUCUGUGAAGGAUCUUAUAAAAGGUUCACUGCAUUGGAUCCAUUUGGUCGAGUGGAGUCCAAGCAUUCCUACAGUGUAGCUAAUGCCUUUAAGUAUGAUAGGUGGCACAGUUUGGUGCUGCUGAGGAACCAUCAUCCACUCAAAUGGACCGAAGAAGAGUUCUUGGAUAUGGCAAACACGGGGCUCUCAUGGAUGAAGAAUGUGAAUGCCAUCCAAAAGGACUAUGUCUAUCCCAUAAUAUUCUGGGACUUACUUCCUCAUGCAAUGGCCAGUCAGAUUCAUCCACACAUACAUGUUAACGUGCGGCCAGAUCAGUAUUAUGGUGCUCAAGAGUUAUGGCGCAGGGCAGGAGAAACAUAUUUUAGGGAAUUUGGCAGCAACUAUUUCAAAGAACUGAAAGAACUUCAUCAGGUUUUGGGACUCACAGUGGACUUGGGGACUGCCACUGCUUUUGCCAAUCUGAACCCCAAACAUGAGACAGAGAUCAUUGUUCUUAGCAGGACUCCAAACAAAGAUUUCUUCAGGCUGAUAUAUUAUGUGCUCAGAACAUACUUAGACGACCUGGAUCAAUUGUGCUUCAGCAUGGCCAUAACAUUACCAAGUCUGGUGCCAGAUUCAUAUAUGAAUGCUGAUCGUGGCAGAAUGCCAGCUUUUGCCAGAAUCACCAGCAGGGGUUCCGCUUCCAGUGUGAAAGGGGACCUGAGCUCCAUGGAAAUGUAUGGGGUAUCUAAUGUGAACAUGGAGCCUUGGACUAUGAUUCAGCAUGUCCAGCAGUCUGUAAACAAGAGAUCUGUGGGUGGAUAAUAAGAAAGAAUAAGAGGAUUUAAGAAGCACUAGAAUAUGAACAGGAGGCCUGACUCGGGCACAGGAGUCCAUCAGUUCAGCUGUCUGUGUUAUCUUGUCAAAGAUGGAUUAAGGAUGGGAGUUCUUCUCUUUCAGGAGGUUGUCUUCCUUUGUGUGUUUGAAAGGAAUGUGGUGCUGUUAUGAGUACCUUUUUUAAUUGAAUUUAUUAACUUACAUAUUUUAAUAAAGGUAUUUUAUUUUUUUACUUUUUUGGGGGAGGGAGGGGGGGGGGAGAAAAGCAUUUUCUGUUCCCAUUGGUACUUUAUGAUCCAGUUUGAUGAGAGUAUAUUGGGUAAUAUGGAACAGGUGUUGAUGUUAUAUAUAAAUAUAUAUAUGUGAUUAACCUGCAGUAGUGGAAUAAAAGGGCCUUUUAUAAGCCAUUAUACAGAUAGAAUGUUGAACAGCUCGUUAACAGAAGCUCUUGGACAACAGCCAUUUUGCAGGUUGAAAACAUGAUGUAUGUUUGAGUUUCCAUUUUUAACCCCUAUCUCUGUACAAUACACCUUUGUCCAUUGAAAGGUCCCAUGUCUGCUGAAUCGAAUUUUUUUAAUGGGUAAAGUCCUUCUAUUGGGACAAAUUGACUGACAGCAUAUUGUUCAUAGAGAUAUUUAAACAAAGCUAAAUCACCAUGUUACUAACAACUUAUGCAGUUUAACAGUAUAUUUUUAUACCGAUUAUAUAAGUAUAGUUUUAAAUUUUGUGCAGAAAUUGAAGUCACCCAAGAAUUGUUUUAGUGAUCACUUAGUUUAACUGCAAAAAUUUGAUGUUGUAAAAAAAUAAGGUUAAAUGUAUUGUUUUCCCUGGCCAUUUAUGCUCUUAUAAUGGCUUGCUUGUGAUGUGAUGAUCAUGAUGACUGUAUUGUAUUGUGGGAUGAAAUUUAGGCUACCCCCAAAUAAGUCUAAUGAAAAUCUAGAUACAGAACUUCAGAAUUAAAAUUCAUAUUUUGUGUUCAAAUGGUAAAAAUGCUUUUGCUUCUGAACUUUUCACUUUGGAAAAUGUAUUUCAGUAAUUUUUAGUUAAAACAAUUGGGCAGACUUAUAAAAUGGGUUUUAUAUUAAUAUGUUGGUAUCACGCUUUAGAACUGAAUUUGUUUAGAUCAUUCUGUGAUUUGUGUCAAUAAUUAUAUCAAGGUGAAAGAUUGAUUGUACAUCUAAUUUUAAGAAAUCAAAGAAAUAGAAUGUACUUUACUAAAAUGACAGUUGAGACUUCCUGCCUAUAAAUAUUAAUUAAUGUUUAAUUUAUUUGAUAGCCUGGUUUAAAGAUAUUUGUAAUAUGCCAUAAUUUUAUUCAUAAUGUAAGAUCUUUUAUGAAAUUAGGGUAAAACUUGGUUCUAUAAAUUAUAACUGUUUUUUAUGGGAGCAAGGUGAAAUUCUGAUCUGGUAAAGUUAUUUGUGAUAAUAUAUUAUGCAGAGAAAUGUGCAUAUCAAAGUUUGUCUUAUACAGUUCAUGUAUGCAUAUUGUAUCACUAAAAGAGAUGUCUAUUAUAAAUAUAUCAGUCACAACUGCAUAUCUUUCAUGUCCCAAAAUUCUAUAUAUUAUGCCAAAUACUUGCCUUUAAUUUUGUGUUUGACUUUUAGUGUUGAGGUUAUGUAGUCAAGAGUUAUUUUUGUUAGAUUCUGGUAUAACAUAUAACAUUAAAAAAGUGCAUAAAUGCUUACAAGUUGAGGUUUUAUUUUCAUUUCUUACUUCAUUUUAUGAGGAUUGUGUUUGUCAGUAUUAGUGUUUAUGUCCAGUCACUGUUCCCAAGGUUUUGAAUGAUUUAUUGUUUAUAAGAUGGGUUGCACAUUUUACCUGUUUCAGCAGAAUAUAGCUGUAGGUUGCAGAGGGUCACAGUGCCUUA
Messenger RNA from Lingula anatina, 3439 nucleotides. RefSeq lists its product as uncharacterized. NCBI's taxonomy places the organism in Eukaryota, Metazoa, Brachiopoda, Lingulata, Lingulida, Lingulidae. The record is from RefSeq and is a predicted model, not a curated record.